Molecule: messenger RNA, 1666 nt
Organism: Hemiscyllium ocellatum (epaulette shark)
Lineage: Eukaryota; Metazoa; Chordata; Chondrichthyes; Orectolobiformes; Hemiscylliidae
Gene: mcat
Product: malonyl CoA:ACP acyltransferase (mitochondrial)
Exons: 4
Coding region: 141-1325 (394 amino acids)
Molecular function (GO): transferase activity
Source: RefSeq, a predicted model, not a curated record
AAGAAUGUGCCUGGUUUGUCUUUGAGCAGAUAGUGCUGUUGGUUACUGCCUGCCUGCACUUGAGGGAGUUAGGGAAGGGUUUGCAGCAAGGUCUGUUCACUUCCUCCUCGUGUCCCACCCCAGGAGAAGGCGUAUUUAAAAUGCUCCCUUCCUCUGUGGCCAUGAGACUGGCUGCGUUUGGCUGCAGACCGGGACACUGGCUGCAAACCCCGCUGCCGAACCUCACCCAGUGCAGGCAGCUGGCGACCUCCCGGCCCCAGCGACCUCCAGGCCCUUCCGUGGACAUCUCGGCGAUGUUAGGGCCGGAGCCGAGUGAGGCUCGGCUGAAAGAGCUGAGCAGGAGGCAGCCCCGGCAGAGCUCGCUGCUGCUGUUCCCCGGCCAGGGCACCCAGUUUGUGGGAAUGGGCGAAGGGCUCCAGAAAUACCACAACGCCAGGCAAAUGUUCGCAGCUGCCCAGAAGAUCCUGGGCUAUGACCUGCUGUCUUUGUGUAUGAAUGGACCGGAGGGAGAGUUAAAUAAAACUGUUCACUGCCAGCCAGCAGUUUUUGUCACGUCCUUAGCUGCAGUGGAAAGGCUGCAUGUUGAAAACCCUGAAGCUAUUGAGAAAUGUGUUGGAGCAGCAGGAUUCAGUGUGGGAGAGUUUGCUGCCUUGGUCUUUGCAGGAGCAAUGGACUUUGCUGAAGCUCUCUAUACUGUGAAAGUGCGGGCAGAGGCUAUGCAGGAGGCAUCAGAAUCCAUUCCUAGUGGCAUGUUAUCUGUUGUGGGGCAAGCUGGGUCCAAAUUCAAGUAUGCUUGCCUGGAGGCUCGCGAACAUUGCAAGACACUGGGGAUAGAGGAUCCUGUGUGUGAAGUGGCUAACUACCUCUUUCCCAAUGGACGUGUGAUUGCUGGAAAUUUACAGGCUCUCAAAUAUUUGCAGCAGAACUGCCGUAAGUUCCACUUUCUGCGAACUAAACUGCUACCAGUCAGCGGUGCCUUCCACACUCGCCUCAUGACAUCAGCAACUCAGCCACUCCAUGAUAUCUUGAAGGGAAUCAACAUUGAGAAACCACUGAUAUCUGUCUAUUCCAAUGUGGAUGCCAAAAAAUACGUGAACAGUAAACAUAUUCGGCAACUGUUGGUGAAACAGCUGGUGAUGCCUGUAAAAUGGGAACAAACUAUGCAUGCUAUGUAUGAACGAGAACAAGGGAUUGAUUUUCCAGAUACAUAUGAGGUCGGCCCAGGGACCCAGCUUGGGACAAUGUUGAAAAACUGCAACCUGAAGGCUUGGAGGUUCUAUCGACAUAUUGAUGUGAAAUUAAAGGAUGAGACUGAGGAAGAAUGAAGUAUCUUCUGUGCAGAAAGACUGGUAAAAGAAUAAUUUUACUUGCGGUUAAUUUCACUUUUGGCUGGUAUGUUAAAGUUCCAUCAAGUUGAAAGCAAUUUGUACAACUUGAACUGGUAGAAAUUGUUUUUUGCAGCUAAGUCGUGGACUUAAUGACUUUAUUGAGACAAAAAAUGCACAGAGUGAUCUGUGAGUUGUCAACUGUGCUGAAGGUGAUAUGAAGAAUUUGAAUGCACAAGGAGUUAUAUUGUCUGUCAGAAGUGGAGAAGGAAUGUUAGAUCAUAAAAUCUCUUAGAUGAUCUAAACAAAAUAAAUACAAAAAUGUCUGGCUAAAAACCUAA